CCUUGGCCGUGAUCCUAGCCAAGACGGGUCUAUGGUACUAGGUGAGGCCGUUUCGUCACUAAGUUGGUUAGGGGAGCGGUAUAUGAAAACAGUACGGAAGAAAGCAGAAGGGGAAUUUUUUCCUUGAAGUGUGAAAGAGACAGACUGAUCACGAGCGAGCUUGGGCAUAAGCGUAUUGUGUUUUGUUUACUAACAAAACACAGUAGACUUCCAAGAUGGCUGAAGAGUGGUUUUAGCAAGUUGGCCCACCUUAGGAUAUACUUCUACUCGCCUUGAUCCUAGCAUCAAUCAUAGCACCCGGCUGCUUCAUACACAUAUCAAUACAGAAUCGCCUUUCACGAAAAGAUUGUCAUCACGUUUUAAAGCGAGAAAUAUUGUUUUCGCAUUUGAGUAGUUGUUAUUGUAUGUAAUCUUAGAGGAUCAACAGAUUAGUUUGAACGGUGCAUUAUCAUUUGAAAAAAAGUAAUAAAUUCAAAUGAUGCCAGGAAGAUUGGGACUUCCAAUAGCACAGGAAAAUCCGCUUUGGAUUUCCUGGCAUGACUCGAAUUGGAUACCGAUACUGAACCCUACAAACGUGAUGGAUUAUUUCUCGGAGAAAUCGAAUCCCUUCUACGAUCGUACUUGUAACAACGAAAUAGUUCGUAUGCAACGCCAAAACUUGGAUCUACUGAACAAUAUGACUGGCGUGGAAUAUAUACUUUUACACGUCCAAGAUCCUAUUUUAUAUGUUAUUCGUAAGCAACAUCGACAUUCUCCAUCUGAAGCUACACCAUUGGCAGAUUACUACAUAAUUGCCGGGACAGUAUAUCAGGCACCUGAUUUAGGCAGUGUGUUCAAUUCAAGAAUACUUUCUGCGGUGCAUCAUUUGCAGAGUGCAUUCGAAGAAGCCAGUUCAUAUUCCAGAUAUCAUCCUAGUAAAGGAUAUUCCUGGGAUUUUUCGUCAAACAAAGCGAUCGCCGAGAAAAAUAAAACAGCGAAAAACAAAGAAACGCCGGUCAGAGAAGAGCCAAGUUCGUUAUUCCAACGGCAACGUGUAGACAUGCUCUUAGGAGAUCUUUUGAGAAAAUUUCCUCUUCCGGUUCCACAAACUAGUCAUCAGUUAUCUCAGAACGGAUCUAACAACACGAAUAAUGGCGGGGAAGGAAUACUGGAUCACGGGGCAGAUGCUAUCAAUAUAAAACAAGAGCCCAGUGAGCAUGGCUCUAAUAACACAAGCGAAAUGCAGAUAAAAGGUCGAAGUGACAUGAAACCUCCACCAGAGAAAAAAAUAAAAAUAUAAUAUAUGGUAUCAAACAGUAUUACCUUGAAUCUAAUAUAAUCCUUAGUGGAAUAUUUCUUCAACACCCUUCUGAUCUGCAUGUUGCUAGAGACUAUACUGAUUUAUCAACUUGUCUGAACAACAUUGUCAACGCGAGAAAAUUAAAUCACAACGUAUUUUUAGUGAUUGACUGCCGAAUAACAAUGUUGGAUGCAGGCCAAAGUUUGUACAGACAGAAACAGCUGUUCAGCGUGAUAUGAGCAUCAUUCUUUGCGUGUAUGAUUCAAUUGUAAACAAAACAAGAAGCAAACAAACAAAAUCUUUCGUGAAGAAAAACAAGCCAGAUUUCGGGUAGUAUCCAACGAGACUGUUUUAAUGCUACAUUUUUAAAACAUAAACCUUUUUUCUGUGUUCAUGAAGGAUAUAUGCUAUAUAGAAUAAAUUAUUACUCUGAAUAAGUAUGAAGAAAAUCCUGUUUUCCACAAAUGGACGUUGCUACAUCAUAAAAUACAUGCUGAUUGAAAAAUCAAAUACACAGGAGAAUUACAGAAGAUAGAUUGUUUGUAUUAAUAAAUGUAAUAAUGUAUUAAUUUAUAUUGUAUUAAUAAAUGUAAUAACUUUCAUAAUUGAAAGGAAGUCGGUAAAUCAUACUAUGUUAGUGUGACGUGACAACGUUUUAACUAAUAGAAAGAAUACAAUCGCGCGACGAUUGCGUCACUGAUUUUUAUUAGUUGGAUAAUUAAAAUUUGUCAAGAGAUGUCGCUAGUGAGAAUGGAUAUGUUAUUUGCGAACGGUUCAAAAGAAACUGUGCAACUGUAUAAAGAAGCAUAUCAGCCACUUUUAGUGUUUAUCAGCUAAUGAAAUAUUUGUCCACUGUUAUUCGAUAGAUUGAUCGCCCCAAAAGAAUAGAUUAGUUGUUUCAAUAAUAAAAAAUAUGUACUGUAAUUAUUUUUAACAUUAAAAAAUGAUUGCUUUCGUUAAGAGUAAUCUAUCAUACAUUUAAAAAUCAUAAGUGCAUCGUGCAGUUCAUAACACAACGAAUAUGUGCAAAAUUUAGAAGAAAAAUUACAACGUUGAAUUGUUUUAGAUAAUAUAUACAGUCGACCGCAAAAUUGAGUGUACAAAUGCUACUUGACGAUACUUUCAACUUAUUUGGUAUAAAAUAUUUUGAAUACAUUGAUUCUUUCGAUGUAUAUUAUAGCGAAUUCGUUUUUAAAACUGGGUCAGUGCUAAACUGAAUCUGUAAUAAAAAAAAGACGGGUGGGUAAUGUCGGGGACAUAACCGGAGUGACGUAGGACUAUACAAAGGGGACAGCUUUUGUUAAAUAUAUAUUUUAAAUGUAUUGUUUUAUUUUCUUCUCCUACGUGAAUACCUACCUAUCUACCUGAAAAAUGGAUUAGUUUACUGUUUACUCUUUAUGAAUAUGUUGAUGGUUAUGAGAAGAACCUUUGGUGUUGUGUUUUUGUUAUCACUCGAUAUUCCCAUCUUGUUCGGUUAAACCUUCCUGUUUAGCUAUUGCGUUUGCCACUCGCCACAUCUUUCACAGUUCGAAAAUUUCUUCCCAUCCAGCUUGUGACAUGUUGUUCAGUAAAUUACAUUUAAUGCGACGUGCCGGAGAAACACUUUGCCACUCAUUGAAACUAAUUGUUGCCUUGAUGAGCGCCGAACCGAAGCUGCUCUGUUCUUGAUGCGGGUUUUCUGAUUGUCGUGAGCAGCUUUGCAAGCCAACUCGAGCACUCCGACGGCCGAGACUCUAUAAUCGCUGUUAGGUAUACUGGUGCUCCGGCACCAAUCCGUUCGGCCUAGUUACCCUUGCGGAGCAAUCAGUGAAUGCGAUCAACAGGGAACUGGAGACCUGCACGGUUCGAGUGAGACUUUGUCUUUCCCUUAACUUGUCCUCCUUUGUUACGUCCACGAUGCCGAUGCCGUACAACCACACGGGUUUACGGUUUGAAAGAAAAUAAGAUAUUUUUUUGGGGUCCGCGUGUUUUAUACUCGAGCGGUACACACUCACA
Molecule: messenger RNA, 3274 nt
Organism: Toxorhynchites rutilus septentrionalis
Lineage: Eukaryota; Metazoa; Arthropoda; Insecta; Diptera; Culicidae
Gene: MED6
Product: mediator of RNA polymerase II transcription subunit 6
Exons: 3
Coding region: 476-1279 (267 amino acids)
Biological process (GO): regulation of transcription by RNA polymerase II
Cellular component (GO): mediator complex; core mediator complex
Molecular function (GO): transcription coactivator activity
Source: RefSeq, a predicted model, not a curated record